AAUGAAAACAAAGCAGCCGGGCCAAGUGUGUUUCCUGGAGAUGUCCCUUCUUAUAAAAGCCCAGCUGGCCACUGCCUUCACACAGGAUCACGCUAACAGAGAGCCUGCUCUUCUCUGCGCAUUUAGGACCAAGUGCUAUCCAAACAUGAGUUCCCACCAGCAGAAGCAGCCCUGCACUGCCCCACCUCAGCUGCAACAGCAUCAGGUGAAACAGCCUUGCCAACCACCACCCCAGGAACCUUGUGGCCCCAAAACCAAGGAGCCCUGCAACCCCAAUGUUCCUGAGCCCUGUAACCCCAAGGUUCCUGAGCCCUGCCAGCCUAAGGUUCCUGAGCCCUGCCAGCCUAAGGUGCCUGAGCCCUGCCAGCCUAAGGUGCCUGAGCCUUGCCAGCCUAAGGUGCCUGAGCCUUGCCAGCCUAAGGUGCCUGAGCCUUGCCAGCCUAAGGUGCCUGAGCCCUGCCACCCCAAGGCACCUGAGCCCUGCCAUCCAGUUGUUCCUGAGCCGUGCCCAUCAACUGUCACUCCAGAACCGUGUCAGCAGAAGACAAAACAGAAGUAAUGCCGUCCACAGCCAUGCCUUGAAGACCUGAUCACUGGGUGCCAAGGCCACUUUCCAUUCUGCUUAUGAAUACCAUUGCCCUGUGCUUCACAUACUGUGACCAUAGGUCUUAAUCCCUCCCUCUUUCUGUGACCUAAAAAGAUGUCUCUCACACUCAUUCUCGAGGGUCCCUGAGCCUCUCAACAGGACCCAAAGUCUCACUGAGUGGUUAAUCUUCCCAUGGCUCAGGAUUCAUCUUUAGGGGGAUGGGGAGUGAGACAAGUGAAUUCUCAAUGUUCUUCUUCAAUAAAAUGCCUUUUAACUCCA
Peromyscus maniculatus bairdii (prairie deer mouse) is the source of this 865-nucleotide messenger RNA. RefSeq lists its product as uncharacterized. NCBI's taxonomy places the organism in Eukaryota, Metazoa, Chordata, Mammalia, Rodentia, Cricetidae. The record is from RefSeq and is a predicted model, not a curated record.